AUAUCUACUACACACUUACAAAACCUUACCGAGAUUUUUGUUAAGUAUAACGUCUACGAGAGGCUUAGAGUCCACCUCAUCCAUGGCCAUACCAAGGUUGUAGCUGGCAACGUGAUACUGGGCCAUUCCUUUAUAGAACCUUCGGGUCGCUGGGCGAAACUAAUCCGGAUAGAAGAGGUUAAUCUUGCAGACAUAUACGGACAUAUCUUUAAGCUCGUCGACGGAGGUCGCUUUAUAGCUUACGAAUAUAUCAAGGGAAAAGCAAGCCCUCUACCCGAUUUAUUCGAAGUUAAUAGUACCUUCCUCCUGGAACUCGCCGAAUAUCUGAUUACAAAUAACCUUUUAAAGCUUAUCGGACUUCAAGUUAUUGAUCCAAAUCCCAUAUAUAUAUUAGAGCUCAUUCUCCCUCAAAGAACUAUUAUACUAGAUGUCUCUAGUACUGGCUGGAAGUUCGAAAGUAAGGAUAGCAAGCUAUAUAUAUAUCAGGCAAAUAAGACGUAUGGCCAGUAUACUAACGGUCAUGACAUUUAUAACAAAGGCAGCCCUUAUCCAAAGCUGGAAACGUUUGAGGAUAUUAAGAAUAUACUUAUAGAAGUUGGAAUUCUCGAUUAG
Molecule: messenger RNA, 612 nt
Organism: Hyaloscypha bicolor E
Lineage: Eukaryota; Fungi; Ascomycota; Leotiomycetes; Helotiales; Hyaloscyphaceae
Exons: 3
Source: RefSeq, a predicted model, not a curated record